This is a messenger RNA of Babesia bovis T2Bo, 550 nucleotides long. Its product is annotated as putative vacuolar ATP synthase subunit F. The record is from RefSeq and is a predicted model, not a curated record. NCBI's taxonomy places the organism in Eukaryota, Apicomplexa, Aconoidasida, Piroplasmida, Babesiidae. Gene Ontology annotation, cellular component: membrane; proton-transporting V-type ATPase, V1 domain. Bases 165 to 527 code for a protein of 120 amino acids. Gene Ontology annotation, molecular function: proton-transporting ATPase activity, rotational mechanism. The transcript has 3 exons. Gene Ontology annotation, biological process: proton transmembrane transport.
UAGAUCCCAUAUUUUGCAUAGCGGGGCGAUUUAAAAUUUACUGCUGGAAUUAACGAUAUUAUAUGCUUGAUCCUACAAGGGACAGAGCACAUGGGAAUUAAGUGAGCGGCGCGCUGUAAAAUGCAUUGAAUUACCGCAAAUAUUCAUUAACAAAAAUCGCAAAGAUGGAGCGCAUCAACGAACUUACAGAAGCUAAGGUGUAUAUCAUAGGAGAUGAGGAUACAGUGGUUGGAUUCCUCAUGGCAGGAAUAGGGAGCAAAGAUGGACUGGGACAAACAAAUUAUAAAAUAAUCACACCAAAAGUAUCCAAACAAGAGAUCGAAGAUACAUUCAAGCAGUAUGUACAGAAAAAGGAUUGUGGAAUCAUUAUCAUAAACCAGCAUAUCGCGGAAAAGAUUAAAACGGCUAUUGACCUACAUUCAGGACCAAUACCAGCAAUCUUGGAAAUACCAAGCAAGGAGCAGCCAUACGAUCCAAACAAGGACUCAGUUACACAAAAGAUUAAAGUGCUAUUUGGUGAAACCUAAACAAACACUACUGCAGAUAUUAA